Molecule: messenger RNA, 2340 nt
Organism: Mycosarcoma maydis (corn smut)
Lineage: Eukaryota; Fungi; Basidiomycota; Ustilaginomycetes; Ustilaginales
Exons: 1
Coding region: 1-2340 (779 amino acids)
Biological process (GO): protein ubiquitination; Ras protein signal transduction
Cellular component (GO): cytoplasm
Molecular function (GO): zinc ion binding; ubiquitin protein ligase activity
Source: RefSeq, a predicted model, not a curated record
AUGCCAACAAAGUCCCGCAAGUCAGCACCUUCGAAAUUCGCGUUCUUUCUAGAUCAGCAAGAGACCUUCUCGCUCCACAUCUCUAUCUUCGAGCCACUUGGAGCUGUGGGCGUCGCACCUUUUCAAACCGACAACAGGAUUUCACUACAUCGUGUCUUUGAUCGCUUGCCAGACACCGCAUUGCAAGGUGGACACGGCAGGGCGACUCGCUCCCAGCGCAACUUUCUCUCCACGGAUAAAUCGACCAAGUCGUUCGGAUCGCCGAUUGAUAUCCGUUUCGGACCUCUUCGCAUCGAUUGGGCUGAACGCGCUCAAGACAAAGAAAUGUCACAGGCGUCCCAGUAUCGCAACGCUAGCUCAAGCUCAACAUCCGUCGGUCCUGCCACUGUCACUGCCUCCGCCUCUGAAUUGACCAAGGCCUCUAGAAGAAGAAACGUCUUUCACGCCAAGCAACCACAAGUAGCCUUGCCCGUCGCAAGUUUUGAAAAGACCGACUCUUUCCAAGGAGACGUUUCCGGCUCAAAGGAAGCAGAAUCACGAUUAGCAUCAUGCACAGAAAUGUUUCAAGGUAUGACCAUCGGCGCCACCGAGGUCGCGUUUGGUAUCGUACAUCUCUUUCGAGAUAAGCAGGAUGCCACAUCCAAUGCCACGCCGACUAGGCGAGCUGCAAGCACAACAGGCCAGACCGCGCUCGAAAAUCAGAUUCCGGAACAAGACAUAGGUGCUGUCGUGGCAGUCCUUGCUGUUCCUGCUUACCUUACCGCAUCCCACUUUCUCUCUUACAUUGAGCCUGCGGUGGAAGCCAUCACGCAUCUAAGGAUGCUCAGAGAUAUGCAUCCCAAUCGAUGCAUGGUGCUCAUUCGCUUCCGCGAUGCCAAAGACGCCGAGGAUUUUCACAAAAUGUACAAUGGACAACCGUUCAAUGCUAUGGACCCACAAGAGAUCUGCCAAGUGGUCUACAUCACCUCGCUCACCGUGUCCAAGCAUUCUUCUCUGCCGUUCAGCUACCCUACGCUGACCAACUCGGAUCCGUGGCCGCUGCGACCUCCUGCCAAUGCCGUGAACCAGCCCGCAUACGAGCUGCCGACCUGUCCUGUAUGCCUAGAACGUAUGGACAGUUCAGUGACAGGUCUCAUGACCAUCUCAUGUCAGCACACUUUUCACUGCUCGUGUCUGUCCAAGUGGGGCGAAUCACGCUGUCCGGUGUGUCGAUAUUCUCAGACGGGACAACCAUCGAUGCAUCAGCGAAGAAGGACUCCACGCUCUUCAAUGGAUCCCUCGACUCCGGUGCGCCAAGCAAACCAGGUCGGUGGCAGCGACGCGGAUGAAUCGGAUGCUGAGAGCGACCUCGACGAACCGAGCUGUUGUGCCGUGUGUGAAACUCAGCAAGACCUGUGGGUGUGUCUGGUAUGCGCCUCGGUCGGCUGCGGCCGAUACAAGCAUGGUCAUGCGCAUCGACACUUUUCCGAGACUGGUCACCUGUACAGUCUCGAGCUCGAGACGCAGCGCGUUUGGGACUAUGCAGGAGACGGAUAUGUACACCGACUCAUUCAGAACAAGGCGGACGGCAAAUUGGUCGAGCUGCCCUCUGCCUCGUCUGCCACAGCAACGCCUGAGCACUCGAGCACACUGCCUGCCUCGGCGAGCUAUGCUUCUGCUAUGUCGAUGAGCGGCACAAAACACUCUGGACCGCCGGCCAUACAUAGCAGAGGAGACAACACGAGGCCACCCUACGACGCACAAGAGCGGCGGCGGCAGCAGCAGCAGCAGCAGCGCGACCAGAACUACGCAAUCAGAGAUCAAGACUCCUGUCGGUCGGCGGACGAUCAACUUGAGGCGAUUGGAAUGGAGUAUUCGUACCUUCUCACGUCGCAACUCGAAUCGCAGCGACAUUUCUAUGAAGACAAGCUGGACCAGUUUCAAGCGCAACUCGCCUCGCUUACAGGCGAUUUGGAAAUGCUCUCUCGCAAAUCUCAGCUAAUCGAUGAGCUGUCUGCGCGCACCGCUGAAUUGGAACGCACCAACGAGCAGCUCCGGCGCGACAAAGACAAGAGUGAUAAGAAAGCUGACAAGGCCAUCGAGCUGGCACGCACGCUCGAGCGCGAUCUGCAUUCGGAACGAUCCAUGAACAAAGGCCUGAUGGACCGGCUGGAGAAGACCAAGGAGAGUGAAGUUGGGCUCAAGGCUCAAGUGACAGAUUUGCAGGAGCAAGUCAGCGACUUGAUGUUCUUUGUUCAGGCGAGAGACAAGUUGGACCAGGAGGGGAGCGAGGCUCAAGGUGGCGAUGUCGAGGUCAAAGCCAAACCGACAUCGAGGAAGGGCAAGGCUAGGAGAAAAUGA